Molecule: messenger RNA, 1326 nt
Organism: Penicillium concentricum
Lineage: Eukaryota; Fungi; Ascomycota; Eurotiomycetes; Eurotiales; Aspergillaceae
Product: indoleamine 2,3-dioxygenase
Exons: 3
Coding region: 1-1326 (441 amino acids)
Biological process (GO): 'de novo' NAD+ biosynthetic process from L-tryptophan
Cellular component (GO): cytoplasm
Molecular function (GO): indoleamine 2,3-dioxygenase activity; metal ion binding; heme binding
Source: RefSeq, a predicted model, not a curated record
AUGGCACUAUUUGGGGAUCUAGAGCUGAGACAAUACGGGGUCUCGGCUAUAUCCGGCUUUCUCCCAGAGACAAAGCCCUUGGGGAAACUUGCAGAUCCUUUGUAUAGUCCUUGGGAAAGUAUCGUGAAUGGCCUGCCACAGCUUAUCAAAACCAACACUCUCAGUGAUGCAGUCGACAAUCUUCCGGUACUCUCAACAGCAAAACUUCGAACAGAGGAUGAAUGGCGUAGGGCAUAUCUUGUUCUUGGCUUCCUCUCUCAGGGAUAUAUUUGGAGUGGCAACGAGCCGCGAAAGAAACUACCUCUAUCAAUCACCUCCCCUCUCCGAAGCGUCUCCUCACACUUCAAAAUAAUUCCUUGCGCAACCUUCGCUACCUACUGCCUCUGGAACACAACCCUCGGAGAUGAGGAAGACCGCACAAACCCCUCAUCCUACUCCGCCCAAAUUACAUUUACAGGCUCACAUGAAGAAGAAUGGUUCUACACGACCUCCGUCGCAAUAGAAGCCCAAGGCGCCCCGCUCAUCCCCCUGGCGCUCUCUGCCGUUGACGCCACAACGAUUUGUGACAGAAAGACAGUUACAUCUUUCCUCGAGGCAUUUUCUACGUGCAUGGAUCGGAUAUGCGAGAUCCUGGCACGGCUCGACGAGAGACUCUCUGCAGAUUUCUUCUAUCAUAAGCUUCGGCCCUUCUUAAGGGGCAGCAAGAAUAUGGCUGGUGCCGGGCUACCGGAGGGGGUGCUUUAUUCGAACUGUCGAUGUGGGGAGGGCGAGUGGGUGCAGUUCUGUGGGGGGAGUAAUGCGCAGAGUUCGCUGAUUCAGUUUUUCGAUAUUGUGUUGGGGACUAAGCAGGAUUGUGGAAGAAUGAUUUCUCAGGAUAUGAGAGACUACAUGCCCGGCACCCACAGAGCUUUCCUCUCACUCAUGAUGGAGAUAUCGAACAUCAGGGACUACGUACUAAGCCACUGUCCCAAUUCUGCCGUCUACAGGGCGUAUAGCAAAGCCGUGACAAAGCUUGGCGCUUUCAGGGACGCGCAUAUCCGCGUUGUGGCAAGAUAUAUCUUAAUCCCGAUGAGAAAAGGGAUUCCCAUGCCAAUAUCAGCAGUACCCGGACUCGACCGUCACAUGAAGGUAAAACUCACGGGAACCGGUGGUACUGAUUUCAUGCAAUUUCUUCGGGCGUCGAGAGAUACGACGAAGUCUGCUUGUUGUGGGACGGCCCAGCGGCCUUGUUCAGGGGUUAAGGACGUAAUAUUGACGAAGAAGGACCUUGUUGCUGUCAGCAAGACUACGGCGAUAAACGAGGGCGAAGACAAAGGUAGCCAUUGA